GGGCUCGCAGCCGUCUCCGCCGCACCACCAGCACAUGGGGCUGCACAUGUCGCAGCACGCUAGGUUGCAGCAGCAGAACCGGCGGAAGAGGCCGGGCGAGAUGAUGGAUUCGAUGGAUGGCGGCAGGAGCAGCGACAGGAAGGCGAGGAAGCGCAGCGAGAAGAAGCGCAAACGAGCUGAGCGGGAGUUGCAGGAAGCAGCCAUCGGCGACGACGACGAUGACGACGACGAGUACGGCAAUGCCGGGCUAGCGGCCGCCGCCGCUGCUGCCGCCAAGCUCGCUCGCGCCCAGGCGGCGCAGGCCGCAGCCGUCGCCGCCGCAGCGGCAGCAGCUGGCGCCGUCGGCGGCCCUGGCGGCCAAGGCCUAUCGGGUCUGACGUCUGCGCCGUCUGCAGGACACAACGGUGUCGUACAGGACGCCGUCGCCGCAGCGGCGGAUCAAGGAUCCGCGGUGGCAUUGGAUCCUUCUGACGGCUUCCGAAACCAGGCACAGUCGCUGGUCGCCGCCCUCCUCGCCGCCGCCGUCCCCAACUCCGCUGCAGGUGGCUACCCCAGCAUUCCCUCCUACGGAGGCCUCCCCGGCCUCGCCGCGCAGCCAUCGGGUGUCGUACCGCAACUCGAUGCGCAGUCCCUGGCGGCGGCAGCGGCGGCAGCAGCCGCGGCGGCGGCUCCUCAGUUUUCCGGCCUGCAGCUGGGCGGCCUCUUUGGCGGCGGUACGAACCAGCUGAUGGCCCCGGGGGCUCCGGGAGCGUACGGCAGUAUCCACGACGGCGUGUCGGAUGGCGGCAUGGGGGCCCUGCAAGAUGCCGUACAAGCGGCUGGCGGGGACGCGAGCGGUGCGUCCCAGCACCCGCACCACCCGCUGCACCACCACACGCAUCACGAGCACCACCACGCCCACCAGCACGCGGAGGAGGCGGCCAUGGUCGCCGUGGGCGCCCAAGCAGCGCACCACCAGCACCAGCACCACCACCACCACCAGCAGCACCACCAGCAGCAGCAGCAGCAGCAGCAGGGCGGUCCGCUGGACAUGGGCGGUGGGGGUCACCCGGGGCAGCUGGGCGGCGUGGCGGGGGGGCAGGGGAUGGAGAUGUCGGCGCAUGAGGGGGCGAAGCCGCAGCGUGGAGGACCCAAGCGCAUGACCAGCAUGUCCUGGAACGAGGACCUGCAGCGCACCGACGUCAAGUCCGGCCCCUUCAGCCAGGCGGAGAGCGAGGCGGCCAAGGCGGCAGCCAGGCAGUACGCAGAGUCCCACGGCAAGAGCUGCACGGACUGGAGCUGGAUGUUCUCGCUGCAGCGGGAGGGCAUGCACGGCAUGAUCACCAUGAUCUCGGCUGCCGUACCGCACCGCACGCGCAAGUCGCUGUGGGCGCACCUCACGCGCGUGCUGCACUCGGGCAACUACAAGGGUCACUUCACGGAGGAGGAGGACCGGCUGCUGCUGGACCUGGUGGAGGCGCAUGGGCGCAAGUGGAAGGUGAUUGGGCAGGAGCUGGGGCGCCUGCCGGAGCAGUGCCGCGACCGCUGGAGGCACAUCGGAAUCAACCAGCAGCGAACCACGGGUCCCUGGAGCCAGGAGGAGAUGCAGCGGCUGCAGGUGGUUGUGAAGGAGCACCUGGACUCCAAGCAGCGCGCGGAGCUUAGCGUGGACUCCACCAUCGCCCUGGCGGCUGCGGCGCUGGCGGCGGCGGGCAGCAACGCAGCCGGCGGUGACGCGGCGGCAGCAGCGGCGGCAGCGGCGGCGACCAUGAGCCUGGGGGGCGUGACGGGCAAGGGCGGCGUGGGUCGUGCUGGCACGUCGCGGCGCAUCGUGCUGGACGGGAUCAACUGGGAGGCCAUUGCAGCCAAGAUGGGCACCCGCAACCCGCAGCAGUGCAAGGAGAAGUGGUACGACGCGCUGUGCCCCAGCAUGGUGAGCCGCGGCGAGUGGGGCACGGGCGACGACAAGCGCAUGCUGCGGUCGCUGCUGCUGUCGGGGGUGACGCGCGAGUGGGAGGUCAACUGGGACACACUGGUGGAGGGGCGCACGGCGCUGCAGUGCAAGCGGCGCUGGCGGCUGAUGCUCAAGUGCGUCCCCGACCACCGCAACAUGGAGUUCGAUGCCGUACUUUCCUUCCUGGUGGACAAGUACGCGCCCAAGCUGCGCGCGCUGCAGGCCCAGCAGACCGAGCAGAUCAUGCAGCAGCAGCACGACACCCUGCAGCAGAUGCUGCAGCUGCAGGGCAUGGGGCUGGUGCCCACGCCGGGCGGGGACCCCUCGGGCGGCGCAGGCCAGCUGGACGUGAAUGGCAACCUGGUGGGCGGCGGGGGGCACUUGGGGCUGGAGGCGCAGCACCAACAACACCAGCAGGCCGUGGCGGCGGCAGCGGCGGCGGCGGCGGCGCUAGCGGGGCAUCAAUCGGGCGCGGGGGGACAGGGCGUGCUGGGAUUGUCGGGGUUGGACGGCAGUGCGCUGGCGGCGAACCAAGAGGUGCUGGCGGCGGCGGCCGCGGCCGCUGCGGCGGCGGCAGGGUUGGUAGGGGAUGGAGGGUAUGAGCCCUCGGCAGGGGCGUAAACGCAUACUUGCGGAUUAGAAGGCGGGUGAUGGUGAGAUAGUUGGUAGGAGAGUUGGUUUAGGGCCGGGGACAGUAUUCGUUACAUGCCGCCACCAUGCGUGCCGCAAGCAUGGCAAUGAGAGUACGUUUAUGGCGUGGUCCCGUGUGUCGGAUCAGGCUCGGAUUGUGAGCGCGAUUGCAUGGGCAGCUGGGUUUGCGGGUGCAGCAAUGCAAGGACUGAGCACAGCAUGGCAGCCGGCUGGAGCCAUCCGGCGGGGGGGGGACCCCAGCGUUGUACGUCGUGCCUCGUAUGCCAGUGAUGGGCCCGCUGCGGCAACCCAAGGGUGUUGUGGGAGAGGGGGUUCGUGGAGACGGGAGAGCCAUGAUGGCUUGGCGCGUGUUGCAACCGCGGCUUGCCUAGUAGUAGUUGAGAACUAUAGGAGGUUGACCACAGUUGUUGGGACGAGAGGGAGCUGGUCCCAAGCUGGCAGCAGCGGUACAUGCAUGAUGACAGCGGGAAUGCAGGCGACAAUGCAGUUUGUUUGAUGCUCCCGUUGGAGGGCUAGCUAGGCAGGCGGUUAGGCAGAGUUAUGGGUUAGUUUGUACCAUGAUGAGGCCGCAGAGGCGGCACGAGGUCAGAGCCGUUGCACGAGUGUCCUUGUGCUGUAGCGUUCAGGGCGCCCUGUUGACCCUAUGCAAGGGCGCAUAAGCACACAUCCCUCACAGCAUCUCGUGUCCGUAUUGCCUUGUGUGAAGUGUGUCGUACACUGAAUAGAGCUGCGCAGGAUGGUUAGGAGAGGCGCCGGCUUGGCUGCUUAUUUCCGUUACGGAAGUGUUUUAGCCUGGGUGUUUUGAGGCCCGUCUGCGGUAAAAAUGCGAGGAGGCGGAGGGAGAGGUUGGCAUCUUAAUUGGGAAUUACCUCGAGGGUGGGCGUGUGGGAUAUCUAAGAAAGCCGCCAGACAAGGCUAAUAGCAGAACUAUGCCGUAGCAGUGCGCUGUGUAUAAAACCCUGUGAGCAAAACAAGAUGUGUUAUUGUGGCCGUUGAUACGGCCUGUUGGCAACUUGAUGUAAAAAUCAUCAAAACC
Molecule: messenger RNA, 3620 nt
Organism: Astrephomene gubernaculifera
Lineage: Eukaryota; Viridiplantae; Chlorophyta; Chlorophyceae; Chlamydomonadales; Astrephomenaceae
Source: the annotation of a GenBank genome assembly